AUGCGCUGCCCUCAGGGUCUUUUGCACCUUCCCAGACGCGAAGAAAAGGGAUACAUCGACAUCCUCGAAGGCCGCCUAUAUGAGCUCGAGUCGGCACUGCUCCAGGUCCUCCCGCUGGUCUCGAACGAACAACUCAACGAGAUCACAGCGUCGAUACCGCCCAUCCCCAGUCGUCCGCAUUUCAGAGCCCGGUUCAGCAGGGCAAGCGACGGGUCAUCGCCACCGCAGGACCUUGCGGUGCCCAGCACUGCGCCAUCGCCUUCAGAGAUCGUAUUCCACCAAGUCCCACAACAACACCAAGAGAACAAUCGACCGCAGCAGCAGCAAUCUCAGAUGAUCGCCACGGCAAAUGAUGAAUUACCUCCGUGUUCGCUCCAGCGUGAUCAGCAGUACCUGAAGCAGAUGAUGUCUGGUUCCUGGCUGCAGCACCGGCAGCAGCACCGGCAGCGCCACCACCACCACCAACAUCUGCCUCUAGAACUAGGCCCCUUCGCCGACUCGUGGCCGCUCGCGGGGGGGGCGGUCGCGCGACAGGACCAGUGUCUCGUCUCUCCGGCAAGACACAGCUUUGUUAGCGGAGGACCUGGUUCCGAGUUCGACUUUAUGCCUGACUAUGACCGGAAUGGCGCGAGGGAGACGGUCAUGGUCUCGUCCCGGGGCUUCUAA
This is a messenger RNA of Cladophialophora psammophila CBS 110553, 666 nucleotides long. RefSeq lists its product as uncharacterized. Lineage: Eukaryota; Fungi; Ascomycota; Eurotiomycetes; Chaetothyriales; Herpotrichiellaceae. The transcript is spliced from 2 exons. The record is from RefSeq and is a predicted model, not a curated record. The coding region runs from base 1 to 666 and encodes 221 amino acids.